This is a messenger RNA of Coccidioides immitis RS, 3344 nucleotides long. RefSeq names its product arsenite resistance protein Ars2. NCBI's taxonomy places the organism in Eukaryota, Fungi, Ascomycota, Eurotiomycetes, Onygenales, Onygenaceae. The record is from RefSeq and is a predicted model, not a curated record. The transcript has 4 exons. Bases 288 to 3095 code for a protein of 935 amino acids. Gene Ontology annotation, cellular component: kinetochore.
AUCACGACGUCGUUGUCGCUGUCAAUUGUCAAGCUUCCCGAGGAGCUUUGUGCUUUGCUCUUGACCUUGGGAAAUUGCUAUCUUUCUUCAGGGCUACUUCUCUACCCCAUUGGCUCCCUUCCCGACCGUGGCCUUCGACUCUGAAGUUCCUGUGACAUAGCGCUUGCGCCCUUCGCCGGCAUCCAAUCCUGGAUGCUGUGUUAAUAAUUUUUUCUUGAACUACACGGCCCAUCGAGGCAAUCACUGACUGAGCGUGGAAACGUGUCCUUUCGUUAGUGUUACUCGCCAUGGAUCCCUAUGACACCUUUGGAUCGCCUCCUCCGCCGAGCAAAUCCGACACCAGGUGGACGCGCGAUGAAGAGAGUUUCACAUCGCGAUCGGGUGUGGAUUCUUAUCGCAGGAGAUCCCCAGGGGUUUCGCAGGACCGCCGCAGAGUAAGCGGACGCGCAAGAUCCCGUUCUCCCAUCACUAUCGAUCGAUAUCAGCCAGGUGACCGUGUCAACCGUGAUGAAUACUACAGUGCAUCGCGAGAUCACGCUGCCCGUGAUCGUGAAGAGCGCCGGCGCCAUCCCUCGCCAACCGCGGCAAACAUCGACAGAUAUGUCCCUGGACAGGAAACCGGCAGGCCCAUCAUUCGUACCAACCCUCUUCCAAAUCCUCUGACCCUCGAAUAUCAGGUUGGGUUCAAUUGGUUCGCUGAAUGGUGGCGAACUGAGCAGAUUAUAAAAGAAGAGAAAGAACGAGCAAAGCAUGGUGGUCGACGUCCCUCCGACCGUGUCAAAGGGGAGCGCGAGGCCAGAGAGGACCGGGAAAAGGAAAGAGGCCUCAUUCAGACAGCGUACGACGCAUAUAAGUCAGAUUUUCAAGUCAAGACUGCUCGUUCGUUUGUGCAAAGACAUCGAAAUGAGGAGUGGUUCAAAGAGCGAUAUGUCUCUGAGAUUCGAGAUCCCUUCCGUCAGCGUUUGAUGGAGUUUAGGUCCGGAGCAUAUGAUAGAUGGUUGCAAGACCUUGAUUCGGGGCUUUUCGAUGAAUUCACACUCGAAGGAAUUUACAAAAGCGAGAGUGACGGCGCCGGCGGGAUUGUUGAGAAAGAGGAAGGAGAAGCAACCGCAGUGGGUGAAACACUGAGUGUUCUCGACCUCUUACCAACAAGAGGCGGCGACCUUCGGGAUGAAUCGUUAUUACAACCAGCCCUUCUUAUUAAAACAUUGGCCCCCAAUGUCAGUCGUGAAAAGAUUGAAGAGUUUUGCAAGGAGAAUCUUGGGGAAGGAGACGGUGGGUUUAAAUGGCUGAGCUUAAGUGAUCCCAAUCCUUCGAAAAAGUGUCAUCGAAUCGGUUGGAUAAUGCUUCACCCCGCUCCAGAGCCCCAUGCCGUGAUUGAAAGGGGUGAUGGGAGGGAUGAAGAGGGCGAAGAAGCUGAAGCAACCACGGCCUCAAACGGGACUACCGAGAACUCCACCGCAGAAAAGGCGUUGGAUGCUGUGAACGAAAAGACCAUCCAAGACCCUGUUCGUGGAGAUUUCGUGUGCCACGUUGGUGUUCAUGUUCCGCCAGCAAAUCCGAAGAAAAAAGCACUCUGGGAUCUUUUCUCUGCUCCGGAGCGUAUCGAUCGGGAUCUUGAAUUGGUAAAACGCGUCGUGGCAAAGCUGGAUUCUCAGAUGGUUUCUGCCGAUGGUAUUGCCAAAGUUGAGGAGCGCGUUGAAGAUCUUCGUGGAAAGGGAUGGUUGCAACCACCUGUUACUGGACCUGUGAAGGUAAAGAAAUCAAAGUCUUUCGAUCUCGACUCAGAAAUGAUCUUGCUUGAAGACGGAGAGGCAGAAGAGGGAGAAGAACAGGACGAGACAGAUGAUGAUGAGGUUGAUAGUGAGGAUCUCCUUGUCAAAAAGAAAAAGCUGGAUUUAAUGGUGGAAUACUUGAGACGGGUUCACAACUUCUGUUUCUUCUGCGUGUUCGAGAGCGAUUCGGUUCACGAAUUGGUUCGCAAAUGCCCUGGUGGCCAUUUACGUCGGCCUCGGUCUGGAUUGAGUACGCACGCUAAAGCUGCAGCCAAAGCAAGCGCUCUUGGUGCGCCUUAUCCGUCUAAGAAGAAAGAAGAGGUCGAAGAAGGUGAGGCGGAACCGUCCCCAAGUGAAGAGAAAAAGCCACCACGGUUUUCAUCAAAGAGCGAACAACAAAUUUAUCGCGCCUUCAAUUGGGUCAAGACCUUUGAGGAAAAGCUACUUCAAAUCCUAGAACCUGAAAAUGUGGAUCUGAAGAAGCUUGGUGGUAGGCCUGUUGAGGAAGCCCUUGAAGAGGAACUCAACAAAUUUGUCAAGCAGGAGGAUGAAGCGAAAUUCCGUUGCAAGGUUCCCGAGUGUACUAAGCUUUUUAAAGCUCACCAUUUCUGGAGGAAGCACGUCGAGAAGAGGCACCCUGAAUGGUUUAGUGAGAUCCAGAAAGAGCUUACCCUUGUGAAUGCAUAUGUCCUCGAUCCUGCACAUAUUUCUCCGUCACGAUCUGAUGCUGCUAGCAAUGGGCACUUCCCUUUCCCACCGGGCCAUGUACCAGCCGGUACUCCACGUGGAUUUAAUUUUGCAAAUAUGCCGUUUAAUUUCGGUGCAAACGGAUCCAUGGCUGGCAGCGCCUUUCAAGGAAUGCCCUCGUCUUCUACAGGCCUUCCUGGUUUCAUGAAUGCUGGCAGUUGGGCUAGUGGUGGAAUGGCUAUGGCUGGUGCUGCUGGAGGAGCCACUUCAGGCCUUCACAACCCUGGUGUAAUUCGCCGAGGAGGCCGUCACUAUAAUAGAUCCGGUCCGUAUGAUCGUCGAGGGGGUCGAUUUGGCGGAGCUGGCGGCACCGGUCCCGGAAGUAGUGGUCGACUUAGUCCCGUCCGUGGUAUGUUUGGCGCCCCUAACGCCGGAGCUCCUUACGUUCCACCUGGCCAUCCAGCUGCAUUGGCUGCUAUGGGAGGCUUUGGUCCUGGUGGACGAUGGGGGGAUAGUGCUGGCGGUGGUGCUCAGGCUAUGGGGCCACGCGAAGCUGUUCAAGGCCGAAGCCUAAAGAGUUACGAGGAUUUGGACGCUGUGGGUGGUCCUGGCGAUGGAGAAUUGAACUACUAAUCCUUGCAAGAAAGACCCAAAAAACCUGUAACUUUAAUGACCUGGGGUUAUUUUGAUUUUCCUGUUUCUGUGUUGUGUCUUUGCUUUAUUGCUGUGCGCUCUGUCAAAUUGUGAAUUAUGGGCCUGGCUAUCUCUUUGAUAUAUGUUAUGGAGGUCAAAAUGGGAUCUCAAAUGGAUGAAUUUUAACGGUGAUGGCUCCUUUAGUUGCAUGUGAAAUAACCAGUUAAUACAAAGGGAAGACAUUAUCUG